Molecule: messenger RNA, 1968 nt
Organism: Molossus molossus (Pallas's mastiff bat)
Lineage: Eukaryota; Metazoa; Chordata; Mammalia; Chiroptera; Molossidae
Gene: CDC6
Product: cell division cycle 6
Exons: 12
Coding region: 241-1923 (560 amino acids)
Biological process (GO): cell division; DNA replication initiation; mitotic DNA replication checkpoint signaling
Cellular component (GO): nucleus
Molecular function (GO): DNA replication origin binding; ATP hydrolysis activity
Source: RefSeq, a predicted model, not a curated record
UUGAGGAUACUGUAAUGAGAUGUAUUUCUUUAUGCAUGUGUAGAACUUUACAAAAAAACAACAUUGGUUUGGGUGUCAGGAAAUCUGGGUCCUAGGGCCCUUCUUCAGCAGGAUGGUGUGACUCCUAAUUAACCCUCUGCACAAUUGCUUUAUACCUUGCAGGGUUGAGCAUUAGAUAAAUAAAGCGCCUAGCAUCAUAUCUGGCACCCAGAACUGUCCCCAAAAUGCUGUGUUGCCAUCAUGCCUCAAACCCGAUCCCAGUCACAAGCUACAAUCCGUUUUCCUAAAAAGAAGCUGCCUCGGACAUCGAACAAAGCUAAAAACUCGAGCGACGCCAAACGGGAACUGACAAAUGUCCAGGCCAUAUCCCGUUCUCCUUGUGUAAAAAGUCUGCCUCUCAGCCCCAGAAAACGUCUGGGUGAUGACAACCAAUGCAACACUCCCCAUUUAUCAACCUGUUCUCCACCAAAGCUGGGCAAGAAAGAGAAUGGUCCCCCUCGCUCACACACACCUAAGGGGCGCAGAUUGGUAUUUGACAAUCAGCUGACAGUUAAGUCUCCUAGCAAAAGAGAACAAGCCAGAGUCCACGAAAACAAAAUAUGUUCCUCAGCUCGAAAAGGUCAAGAGAUCAUAACGAAUUCUGAGCAGAGAUGUCCACUGGAGAAAGAAUCUGCAUGUGUGAGACUGUUCAAGCAAGAAGGCACUUGCUAUCAGCAAGCAAAGCUGGUCCUGAAUACAGCUGUCCCAGAUCGACUGCCUGCCAGGGAAAAGGAGAUGGAUGUCAUCAGGAAUUUCCUGAGGGAGCACAUCUGUGGGAAAAAAGCUGGAAGCCUUUAUCUUUCUGGUGCUCCUGGAACUGGAAAAACUGCCUGCUUAAGCCGAAUUCUACAAGACCUGAAGAAGGAACUGAAAAGUUUUAAAACCAUCAUGCUGAAUUGCAUGUCCUUGAGGAGUGCCCAGGCUGUAUUCCCAGUUAUUGCUCAGGAGAUUUGUCAGGAAGGAGUAUCCAGGCCAGCUGGGAAGGACAUGAUGAGGAAGCUGGAAAACCAUUUGACUGCAGAGAAGGGCCCCAUGAUUGUGUUGGUGUUGGACGAGAUGGAUCAGCUGGACAGCAAAGGGCAGGAUGUGUUGUACACACUGUUUGAAUGGCCAUGGCUAAGCAAUUCUCGAUUGGUGCUGAUUGGCAUUGCUAAUACCUUGGAUCUCACAGACAGAAUUCUGCCAAGGCUUCAAGCUAGAGAAAAAUGUAAGCCACGGCUGUUGAACUUCCCACCUUAUACCAAAAAUCAGAUAGCCACUAUCUUGCAGGAUCGACUUAAUCAGGUACCUAAAGAUCAGAUUCUGGACAAUGCUGCAAUUCAGUUCUGUGCCCGAAAAAUCUCUGCUGUUUCAGGAGACGUUCGCAAAGCACUAGAUGUUUGCAGGAGAGCUAUUGAAAUUGUAGAGUCGGAUGUCAAAAGCCAGACUAUCCUCAAACCACUGUCUGAAUGUAAAUCAUCCUCUGAGUCACUGGUUCCGAAGCGUGUUGGUCUUAGUCACAUAUCCCAAGUCAUUUCAGAAGUUGAUGGAAACAGAAUGACUUUGAUCCAAGAAGGAGCACAAGAUUCCUUCCCUCUUCAGCAGAAGAUCUUGGUCUGCUCUUUGCUACUCUUGACCAGGCGGUGGAAAACCAAAGAGGUCACUCUGGGGAAGUUAUACGAAGCCUAUAGUAGCGUCUGUCGCAAACAGCAGGUGGCAGCUGUGGACCAGUCAGAAUGUUUGUCACUUUCAGAGCUCUUGGAGGCCAGGGGCAUUUUAGAAUUAAAGAAAAACAAGGAAAACCGCUUCACAAAGGUGUCUUUGAAGACUGAAGAGAAGGAAAUAGAACAUGCUCUGAAAGACAGAACUUUAAUUGGAAAUAUCUUAGCUACUGGAUUGCCUUAAAUUCUUUUAUUUUAUACUAAUACUCCACUUGAAAGUAUCCAGCUA